Messenger RNA from Molossus molossus (Pallas's mastiff bat), 2409 nucleotides. RefSeq names its product isovaleryl-CoA dehydrogenase (gene IVD). Gene Ontology annotation, biological process: L-leucine catabolic process. The coding region runs from base 14 to 1291 and encodes 425 amino acids. Gene Ontology annotation, molecular function: flavin adenine dinucleotide binding; 3-methylbutanoyl-CoA dehydrogenase activity. Gene Ontology annotation, cellular component: mitochondrion. The transcript has 12 exons. NCBI's taxonomy places the organism in Eukaryota, Metazoa, Chordata, Mammalia, Chiroptera, Molossidae. The record is from RefSeq and is a predicted model, not a curated record.
AAGCGACGGAGAGAUGGCGACUACCGCUUGGCUGCUGGGCCGACGCGUAAUGAGCUGGAGGCUGCAAGCGCCGCCGCCGCUUGCCCGCCUCGUUUCCCAGCGGGCCCACUCGCUGUUGGCGGUGGACGAUGCGAUCAACGGGCUGAGUGAGGAGCAGAAGCAGCUUCGUCAGACGAUGGCUAAGUUCCUUCAGGAGCACCUAGCCCCACAGGCCCAAGAGAUUGAUCGAAGCAAUGAAUUCAAGAACCUUCGGGAGUUUUGGAAACAGCUGGGGAACCUGGGAGUCCUGGGCAUCACAGCCCCUGUCCAGUAUGGCGGCUCUGGCCUGGGCUACCUGGAGCAUGUGCUGGUGAUGGAGGAGAUAUCCCGAGCUUCUGCAGCAGUGGGACUCAGUUAUGGCGCCCACUCCAACCUCUGCAUCAAUCAACUUGUGCGCAAUGGAAAUGAGGCCCAGAAGGAGAAGUACCUCCCCAAGCUGAUCAGUGGUGAGUACAUCGGAGCCCUGGCCAUGAGUGAGACCAAUGCUGGCUCUGAUGUUGUCUCCAUGAAGCUAAAAGCAGAAAAGAAAGGAGAUCAUUAUGUCCUGAAUGGCACCAAGUUCUGGAUCACCAAUGGCCCUGAUGCCGAUGUCCUUAUCGUCUAUGCCAAAACAGAUCUGGCUGCUGAGCCACCUUCUCGGGGCAUCACAGCCUUCAUCGUGGAGAAGAACAUGCCUGGCUUCAGUACCUCCAAGAAGCUGGACAAGCUAGGAAUGAGGGGCUCUAACACCUGUGAGCUAAUCUUCGAAGACUGCAAAGUUCCUGCUGACAACAUCUUGGGCCAUCUAAGUAAGGGCGUCUACGUGCUAAUGAGUGGGCUGGACCUGGAGCGGCUGGUGCUGUCUGGUGGGCCCCUCGGGAUCAUGCAGGCUGUCCUGGACCACACCAUUCCCUAUCUGCACGUGAGGGAAGCCUUUGGCCAGAAGAUUGGCCACUUCCAGUUGAUGCAGGGGAAGAUGGCCGACAUGUACACUCGCCUUAUGGCAUGUCGGCAGUACGUCUACAAUGUCGCCAAGGCCUGUGAUGAGGGCCACUGCACCACCAAGGACUGUGCGGGUGUGAUUCUUUACACAGCUGAGUGCGCCACACAGGUGGCGCUGGAUGGCAUUCAGUGUUUCGGUGGCAAUGGCUACAUCAACGACUUUCCCAUGGGCCGCUUUCUGCGUGAUGCCAAGCUGUAUGAGAUUGGGGCUGGGACCAGUGAAGUGAGGCGGCUGAUCAUCGGCAGAGCCUUCAACACAAAUUUCCACUAACCCCAAGACCUUCACCCCUCGUCCCAGCACCUAGAGGCCUUUCUUUGGAAGUAGAGGUGUGGCAGCUCCCCUCCAUGGUCUGAGGCAGGUUCUGCUGCUUGGCUGCCCUUGGGUCAGCCCUGUGGGCCUCAGCCAGGCCACCCAGCCAGCUAGCCUAAGAAAAGCAUUCGGUGGCUUCAGAUGGACUCGGCAGGAAGCAUAGUGGCUUUUCUGGGCCUAUUGGGAUGGGCUUUGGUGACCCUAUGCCCUCGCUCUCUAACCUCCAAGCCUGACUCACCCACUUCCCAUGGUGGUCAUGUGGGGGCAGGCAGUCAUCUCCUUUUCUUGGGUGAGCCUCUGGCAGAGAGCCCUCUGCUCAUUUACUUGAACUUGGUAGGCUCAAGGGAAAAAACCCAAAACCUAGCCUUUGUUUCUGCUGAUUUCUAGAGGUGGCAGCCCCCAGCAGCUUGGAAGCAGGUACCCACUCUGCACAGCCCUUGCACCCCUCCAGGGGCUUCAUUCUUGAGGGCUGAAAUCCCACCAUGUUGGGGUGGAGCUUUGGGAAUAGGCGUCUCAGAACAUGUGUGCCGUCCAGUCUACCGUGGGGCGGAGAUCAGCAGGCUUAUGAAGGAUUAGCUCAGCAUGCCUCUGGCAGCACCUCUGAGCCCUUCUGCACUGUGGUGCCACCGUCACCAUCGUCCUGGCCAUGUGACAGCACACAUCUGACUGGGCAGCAGGCCUGCGUUGUCUGGCUCAACUCCAGCCGAGGCUGCCUGUGUACAUUUCUCUGGACGCUCUAUGGCUAAUUUUGUUACAACUGCACAGCGGCUGCUGCCAUUUUGUAUUAAACAUAUUAUGAAGCAGACCCAUCUGCUUCUACACUGGUGUUUGUGGGGAGAAGCAACUGACUUGCUACUGCCUCCUGUCUGGCUCCAGCCCCAUGAAGAACGACUGGUCCCCGUCCUGAUCCUGCCCUUAGGAGAGAAGAGGCCUCAGCCUCCCUUUUCUAGGUUCCCCAGAGUUUUUUUUUUUUUUUUAAAGAAGUUAGAAGCCUAGAGUGGUAAGAGUCUUGGAGCUAGAAGGAAGUUCAUAAAUUUUUGGAAAACAUCCCCAUGUUUUUUUAAAAGAUCAAGACAGCC